AUGAGGAAGACGUGUCAGGUGUGCAAACAGAAGCUGUAUCAGUAUGUGUGUCCCUCCUGCGAAAUCGUGUAUUGCAGUCUCGAAUGCUACAAAAAGCACAAUGACGAGUGCGUGCACAAUUUUCUGGAGAACCAAGUGAAAGAGAAUAUAAAAAAUAAUCAGCUGACCGAUUUGGAGAAACGAGAGUUCAAAUUCAAGCUGAAGAAGUUUUACGACCAAGGCUGGGGGGACGCAGAAGAGGAAGACAAGCAGGAUGGGGAGGAAGCAGGAAUUACUGAUGAGGAAGAGGAGGGAGCCGCUGAUGAGGAAGAAGAGGAAGUCGCUUAUGAGGAAGGAAAGGAAGCCGCUCAUCAGGAGGGGGAGGUAGAACCGAACGAAACGCCGCUAAACACUCCUCUCGCCGCUCAUCAGGAAGGGCACCUGAAAAAAUGGUGCAUUAGCAACAAACGGUACAAGGUGCUGACGGAGCUGGCCAAGACGGACCAGCUCAAGUUGGAUCACCUCACGCAAACGGAGCAGAAGCAGUUCUUCUCAUUCCUAAAGAGUAACGACAUGAAUGCAUAUUUGGCAAAAUUCCAACCCUGGUGGCUAAACUGUGUAAUCAAGAAGGUCCCCACACCUCAACACAUAUGCUGCAAUAAACGUGUGAGUGAGGAAGUGAAGUUUAUGGUAAUCGAAAUUGUCUACUCCUACUGCUAUUUGCUACGAAUUUUUAAUGAAAGCCUUGACGGUAAAGAAGUAUGUUACUGUUUUCUUUACAUGGCUAACUCUCUGAACAGGUUUAAUCUGCCCGAAAGCAACGUAUACAGCACAGUGAAUAAUUUAUUUGAGAGGAUCCUCGAAAAUGAUGAGAUCGCUCGAGAGAAAGGUAUCCUGUACAAUGUCGUGACGGAUGUUACCAUUAUCUUAAAGCUAAAGGAUCUGUUACUUAGGUGUCUGUAUGAGACGAAGAAGUUUUUUAAAAAGCAAAUCAAGAAGAUGAAUUGUAGAAAGGAGAAAAUAGCUACUACUAGUAGUAACAGUCUCAGUGGCGUUAAAAAACUGGCUGCACUUUUACAGGAAGAAAAACAUUUUAAAUAUGUGAACAAGAAAAUCACCUUCCUUUGUAGCUACGCCAAUUACCAUUAUGAUAUGUUUGACUCCGUGACGAAGCAACUUGACCGAUUCUACAGUGAGCAGAGCAGGGGGAUGUCUCUUCCAUCUAAUGAGAAACGAGAAAUUGUACUCUCCAAGGAGACACCCUAA
Plasmodium inui San Antonio 1 is the source of this 1245-nucleotide messenger RNA. RefSeq lists its product as hypothetical. The transcript has a single exon. Lineage: Eukaryota; Apicomplexa; Aconoidasida; Haemosporida; Plasmodiidae. Bases 1 to 1245 code for a protein of 414 amino acids. The record is from RefSeq and is a predicted model, not a curated record.